UCGAUCCCUCCUCCCCCACACUGGAUAAGCUACCCUCGUGGACCUCUCUCCACACUUUCGCUUUCUCUCUGUUUUCCGAGGAAAAGAGAAUAAAAUCCGUACCUGCAAUGCAGUCUUCCUUAUGGAUUUUCUCUCGGCUUUCUCUAUAACCUAAAUUUUAGCGGAAGUUUUUGAAUCGUGGCUCUCUCCCUUCAAUUUUAGUUCUCUAUUCUUCUGCGUACUUGUACAAAUAUAGAGAAUGGCCGCGGUUAGUUCUGUUUCGUUCUCGGCAUUAGGUCGAUGUUGUAGUGAGAAGAAAGUGUUCAAAUCAUCAACGAGCUCUCGAGGUUCUAAUUUCGAGGGGUUCCGUUUCCGUACUAGGUUGUUGUACUACUGCGUGGGCGGUAGAGCGUCGAAUUCGACUCCUUGUGCGGUUAUGCAGUGCAUGUCCGCCAGUACAGAUGUGCCAACUGUAUCUGAAACAAAGAUGAAUUUUCUGAAGGCAUAUAAGAGACCAAUCCCCAGUAUCUAUAGCACAGUUCUGCAAGAGCUGAUUGUUCAGCAACACUUGAUGAGGUACAAGAGGACAUAUUUUUAUGACCAUGUGUUUGCCCUUGGUUUUGUUACUGUAUAUGAUCAGUUAAUGGAAGGAUAUCCAAGUGACGAGGAUCGAGAUGCCAUAUUCCAAGCAUACAUAAAGGCAUUGAAUGAAGAUCCAGAAAAGUACAGAGCUGAUGCACAAAAGUUGGAAGAGUGGGCUCGGGCUCAGACUGCCAAUUCAUUACUUGAGUUUGCAUCGAGAGAAGGAGAAAUUGAAGGUAUAUUAAAGGACAUUGCAGAAAGAGCAGGAAGUAAGGAAAGUUUCAGCUACAGUCGUUUUUUUGCCAUUGGGCUGUUUCGUCUUCUUGAGCUUGCUAAUGCAAGUGAACCAACAAUACUGGAAAAGCUUUGUGCUGCCUUAAAUGUCAGCAAAAGAAGUGUGGAUCGGGAUCUAGAUGUAUAUCGCAAUUUGCUCACAAAGUUGGUUCAAGCAAAGGAGUUAUUGAAGGAGUUUGUGGAUAGGGAGAAAAAGAAACAAGAAGAAAGGGUUCAAUCGCAGAAGGCGGACGAGGCUAUCAAAAAGUGUGUGGGAGAAUAUCAAUAUGCUGGUCUGUAGUUCAUCCCCUUCAGCAGUUCACACAACUCGUUGAUUCCCUUACAUCUAACCCUUCUGCAUCACAGAACUUUCUCCUUUUGUUUUGAGGUAAGAGUUGGAGCGUUUGUGUCUUUUUAAACAUAUGCGGCUUUCGCAUCCCUUUGGGGAUAUCCGGGAAAAAAUGUGUAUUUUACUUCUUCAGAUUGGUUUAUUUAUGCAACCUGUUGAAACAAUUUUGUGUCUCUAAACUAUACUUCUCCCCAGUCUUUCCUUUCCCGUGGUCUCUUCUCAUUUUUAUGUCAGGUGGCUCCUCGUUGCUUUCAUUUCAACUUGAGUUUGAGAUUUAAGUUGUAAAAUGGUAAUCUCUACUCAUCCCUUUGUUGUGUUUUA
Molecule: messenger RNA, 1504 nt
Organism: Tripterygium wilfordii
Lineage: Eukaryota; Viridiplantae; Streptophyta; Magnoliopsida; Celastrales; Celastraceae
Product: protein THYLAKOID FORMATION1, chloroplastic-like
Exons: 5
Coding region: 239-1135 (298 amino acids)
Biological process (GO): photosystem II assembly; protein import into chloroplast thylakoid membrane; thylakoid membrane organization
Cellular component (GO): chloroplast thylakoid
Source: RefSeq, a predicted model, not a curated record